AUGAAUUCGCUUGGCACAGCAACCACUCAGUUUGGGUUUGACCUUUUCAAGGAGCUGAAUAAAACUAAGGAUGGUAACAUCUUCUUCUCGCCUGUAAGCAUCACCACUGCCAUUGGCAUGCUGCCCCUGGGGACCCGAGGAGCCACUGCCACCCAGUUGCAGGAGGUGCUUUUCUCUGAGAAAGACACAGGAAGUUCAAGAAUCAUAGCUGAAGGAAACGAGGUAAUGGAGAAGAGAGAAGAGAUACACCACCAAUUCCAAACAUUUUUGAGUGAAAUAAGCAAACCUAAUAAUAAUUAUGAACUGAAAAUAGCCAACAGGCUAUUUGGAGAAAAGACAUACCUUUUCCUUCACAAAUACUUAGAUUAUGUUGAAAAACAUUACCAUGCUUCUCUGGAACCUGUUGAUUUUGUGAACGCAGCAGAUGAAAGUCGAAAGAAGAUUAAUUCCUGGGUUGAAAGCCAAACACAUGGUAGAACCAAGCAAGUUUCUCAGAUCAUAGAUGGCAUAAGUCCUGAGAAACUAGUAGAGUGGACUAACCCGGAGCAUAUGGAGGAGAGGACUGUGAAUUUGCGCUUGCCCCGUUUGGAAGUGGAAGAUAGUUACAAUCUGGAGGCCAUCCUGCCAGCCAUGGGGCUGGGGGCUGCCUUCAGCGAGCACGAGGCUGCCUACUCAGGGAUGUCCCCACUCUCAGGGUUGCACGCCCAGCAGUUCCUGCACAGGUCCUUUAUGGUGGCCAACGAGGAAGGUACCGAGGCUGCCGCCGCCACUGGUGUGGGCUUUGUUGUCACGUCCGAGGCAGGGCACGAAGCUUUUCACUGCAACCAUCCUUUCCUGUUCUUCAUCAGGCACAAUGGGUCCAGCAGCAUUCUGUUUUUCGGCCGGUUUUCUUCUCCUUAG
This is a messenger RNA of Hipposideros armiger (great roundleaf bat), 900 nucleotides long. It is a transcript of the gene SERPINB13, whose product is annotated as serpin family B member 13. NCBI's taxonomy places the organism in Eukaryota, Metazoa, Chordata, Mammalia, Chiroptera, Hipposideridae. Bases 1 to 900 code for a protein of 299 amino acids. The transcript is spliced from 7 exons. The record is from RefSeq and is a predicted model, not a curated record. Gene Ontology annotation, molecular function: serine-type endopeptidase inhibitor activity.